AUGACCGUGACUCACAACUCCGUGCUUCCGAAUGCGCUUCGCAUCCCCGCGCUCACCAAACUCGCAAACAAGCGCAUUGUACUGGCAUCGGCCAGUCCUCGCCGGCUGCAGAUUCUCAGGCAAUUUGGCUUGGAUCCCGAGAUAGUCCCUUCCAAAUUUGCAGAGGACCUUCCACACGACGAGUUUUCGAACGUGUACGAGUACCCGGUGGCCACUGCCACAGAAAAGGCGGUCGAAGUCUAUGUCCGCAUGGUCGAAGAAAACGCUGACGACCCACCAAGUCUGGUUAUCGCAGCCGACACUGUAGUAUUGACCAAAGUUGCUUCGGCGGGGUCAAAUAUCCAUGACUCGCUUCUACCCGAUAUCCGACCUGAUAUUCUGGAGAAACCACAAGACAAAGGAGACAACCUUCGUAUGCUACUCGAGCUCAACGGCGGGCGGUGCGAGGUCGUGACGGGCGUGUCGGUCGUAUACCCUAUUCUGACCGCGCCGGGGUACGCGAUCAAGUCAAUGGAUGAUCGCUGCAUUGUCCACUUUCACGACUCGGAUAUUUCCAUUCUCGAGGCAUAUGUUGAUUCGGAAGAAGGCAUAGAUCGGGCUGGUGGGUUUGCGCUCCAAGAAAGGGGCGCACAUCUCGUGUCUAAGGUCGAGGGCGACUUUUACAACGCUGUUGGGUUCCCUGGAUCCGCUUUCUUUAAAUGGAUAGGCAUACUUAUUAACGAAGAAGACGACUUUAUGGAUUUCGAUAUAUAA
Molecule: messenger RNA, 753 nt
Organism: Rhizoctonia solani
Lineage: Eukaryota; Fungi; Basidiomycota; Agaricomycetes; Cantharellales; Ceratobasidiaceae
Product: N-acetylserotonin O-methyltransferase-like protein
Exons: 5
Coding region: 1-753 (250 amino acids)
Molecular function (GO): nucleoside triphosphate diphosphatase activity
Source: RefSeq, a predicted model, not a curated record